This is a messenger RNA of Amborella trichopoda, 4346 nucleotides long. Its product is annotated as Leucine-rich repeat protein kinase family protein. Lineage: Eukaryota; Viridiplantae; Streptophyta; Magnoliopsida; Amborellales; Amborellaceae. The record is from RefSeq and is a predicted model, not a curated record. Gene Ontology annotation, molecular function: ATP binding; protein binding; protein serine/threonine kinase activity. Gene Ontology annotation, biological process: protein phosphorylation.
UUUUAUGUAUUUUUUCCUGGAGGCUUUAGGGUUUCCAUCAAAACUUUCCUAUUGUGUUGCAGGGUAAGAACGUCGCCGGAUUCUGAAGUAAUAAGGAUCAACCAGAAGUUAACCAGAACCUUACCCAAACGGGCACCUAACAUAAGGUUUUUCGAUGUUCAGGCCCUUUGUUUUCAAGAAAACAAUUCAGUUGCUGCAUGACAAAGAUUCUAGGGUUUUUUAAUCCUGCAAAAUUUUGGCCUUAUGGAGGAAAUUGAGCAACGUGAUUGCAGCUCUGUGGAGAAUGGGGUAAGAGAUAGCGGAAAUACUGAAAGCCAGAACGGAGCUGACACAAAGGUUUCUAAAGAGAAUGACUCUUCUAGGGAAGCAUUAAUGGAGGAAAUUGAGCCAUGUGAAUGCAGUUCAGUUGAUAAUGGUAGUUCAGUUGAUAAUGGUAGAACAGGACCCAGUAAAAACGAUAGUUCUGAUGUUUCUGGUGUAAAAGUUGACAGAGAGAAUGGCUCUUCAAUAAAAGAGAACGAGUCUUCCAGUGAAACUUCAAUGGAGGAAAUUGAACAAUGUGAAUGUCGCUCUGUGGAUAGUGGCAGAUCAGAAAACCUUGGAAUAAAGAUUCCUCGAACUUCAGUGGAUUCUGGUUCCUCUGAUUUUGACGAUGAUGAGGUUGCAGAUAUUUCGCGUCAAUGCUUGGAAUUUCAAUUGGUUAAUCUGGCCAAAUUUCUCACGAAUACAAGUACUCUUUAUGUGUAUAACAAUAUAAUUAAUUUGAUACCAAGAUCAGUAGGAACGUUCAAGGAAUUGAAGACUCUGAAAUUCUUUUCCAACAAGUUAAAUCUCUUCUCACCAGGCUUCGAGGGGUUGAUGGAAUUGGAAACCCUUCAUAUUAGGGUUUGUUCUUCAGGGCUUGAGAGUUUGCCAUUGAAGGAAUUAAGGGGAUUGAAAGAAUUGGAGGUGUGCAAAGUGCCGCCUCGACCAUCUGCUUUUUCUCUUUCCAGCGAGAUUUCAAAUUUGACAUGCCUUACUAGACUUUCUGUUUGUCAUUUCUCUAUUCGAUUUCUACCUCCUGAAAUUGGCUGCCUAAAGAAACUAGAGGAAUUGGAUCUCUCAUUUAAUAAGCUGAAGACCUUGCCAAAUGAAAUAACUGCACUAAUUUCCUUGAAAUUAUUGAAACUUGCCAGUAAUAGAUUAAUGCAGAUACCCAUGGGCCUGUCAGCUUUGUCGAGCUUAGAAACAAUGGAUCUAUCAAAUAACAGGCUGACAUCGCUGAGGUCUCUUGAACUUUCUUCUAUGCAAUCUCUACGAAAAUUGAAUCUUCAGUACAAUAAGCUUCGCACUGGUUGCAAAAUUCCUUCAUGGAUAUGCUGCAAUUUGGAAGGAAAUGGGACUCCUGCUGCUUAUGAUGAAUUCGCCAGUUCUUCGAGUGAUGAGGAUAUAGCUGAUGCAGUUUUCAAUAAGUCUGAAGAGAGUCAUUCUUGUGAUGGCUCUCGUAGAUACCCUCCAUCAAAUCAUCUAUCCGAGACUGUGUUGACUGGUAGAUGUUCCAUGGUCCAUAGGAUGAGAAAAGGCUGGAGGCGUCGCGAUCAUCAACAAAAGAGAGCUCGCCAGGAGCGUCUUAAUAGCAGUAGGAAGUUCAAAAGUGAAGAUCUUAAUGAAAUGUGCACAAAAGUGAAACCAGAGAAACUGCUUGAGCUAGAAAAUGAGGCACCCCAAUCACAAGGUCAUGAAGAUAAAGAGAAACAAUUAUCCUGUGAGCCCCAAUCUGGUCUUCGAGCCCAUGAUCCAUCCUGCAGUACGAAAGAUUCAGAUGAUAUUGGGCUUGAUGUUUCUGGAGAGGCUUGUCGUGAAAAUUUAAAUUAUGUGAAGGAUGACAGCAUUGAUUUAGAAAAGGGUUGCGAUGAAGAUUGUUGCUCAUGUGUAAUCUCUGAACCCGUCCACUUAAAUAGUGAGUGCGCCGACAAUUGUGAUGAAGAGCAUGAAGACAUUUCUGCCAUUCCCUUGAAUCGAAAAUGCAAGCAGAUGGAUGGUAGUUAUUUGGGGUCACAUGAAAAUUUUGUAAAACCUAAGAGAUUUUCUGAGGAAGCUCUAGAUAACCCCAAGCCCAGCAAAUGUCGAAGAGCUGUAGAUGAACAUUCAAAUGUAUCCUUCAAAUAUAGCUCUGAGUCAUUCUGCAGCAUCAAUGACCAUUUACCAGAUGGUUUCUAUGAUCCUGGGCGUGAUAGGCCUUUUAUGCCCCUAGAGAAAUAUGAGCAAAGUUGCUGCCUUCAUUCGCGAGAAGUAAUUCUAGUGGACAGAUUACAUCCAUUAGCCAAACAAACUUGUUUUUUUCCAUUCAGAGGAAGGGAUGAAGAGUUAGAUUCAAUUGCACUAGCUGCCCAAGUACUGCUUUCUCGUUUGAAUCAAUUGGAGAGUGUGAAUAAAGAAAAUGGCAGGGCCGCAGUUGAUGAUUUGCGGAGAGCAUCAGUACUUGCUCUCUUUGUUUCAGACUGUUUCGGUGGUAGUGACAAAGCUAGCAGUGUUGUGAAGAUGCGUAAAGCUGUUUCUGGUUCGAAUUAUAAGCAGCCUUUUGUGUGCACUUGCUCAGCUGGAAACAAUCUUGACACCAAAGUUCCUACCAGAGAUGAUCUUGCUGUUGAAGAAAGCUUGUUUUUCAAUGAUCUAUGUGAGAGAUCUCUGCGCUCAAUUAAGGAGAGACGCAAGUCUAAUAUUGUCCCUUUAGGGAAUCUGCGCUUUGGUGUGUGUCGACACAGAGCUGUGCUAAUGAAGUAUCUCUGUGAUCGGGCUGACCCUCCGAUUCCCUGUGAACUUGUGAGGGGUUACCUAGAUUUUAUGCCACAUGCUUGGAAUGCUAUUCUGGUCCGAAGAGGCGAUGCCUCGAUACGCAUGAUUGUUGAUGCAUGCCAUCCUACUGAUAUAAGGGAAGAGACGGAUCUGGAAUAUUUUUGCCGGUAUAUUCCAUCGAGCAGGUGUCAUGUUUCUGUGGCAACCGAUGACAAUCCAGCCAUCUCAUCAAAUUCUUUUCCUGCUCUAUCUGUGUUUAGUGAUAUUGACCAGGGAGCUUCUGGUUGUGUUGUUCAGCAUUGCCAAUUUGGGAAUCUUGUUGCUGCUGCAAAGAUGCGUACUUUGAAUGCUUGUGGUGGUUCCUCAGAUGAAUGGAGGAAUUUUGACUCUGCUUGUCUAGGUGAAAUCAGAAUGCUGUGUGCUUUAAGGAAGCACCCUUGCAUUAUUGAAAUUUAUGGACAUCGUUUCUCCUCCGAAUGGGUUUCUUCAGAAGAUGGAAAACAAUCACAUAGAUUAUUGCAGGCUGCAAUUGUGAUGGAGUAUAUCAAAGGGGGUUCUUUAAUUGGUUACAUUGCAAAAUUGGGGAAACAAGGUCAAAAACAUGUUCCUGCUAAGCUGGCUUCAUUUAUUGCACGGGAUGUUGCCAAUGCAUUGUCAGAGCUGCAUUCAAAGCACAUUAUUCAUCGGGAUAUAAAAAGUGAAAAUAUCUUGAUUGACACAGACAUGAAAAGGGUCGAUGGCAGUCCAAUUGUCAAACUCUGUGAUUUUGAUAGAGCUGUUCCUCUUCAGUCUUACUUACACUCAUGCUGUAUUUCUCAUCAUGGUACACCUUCUUCUGAUGUGUGUGUUGGAACACCUCGUUGGAUGGCUCCUGAGAUGUCACGCACCAUGCAUAGAAGGAACAGAUAUGGAUUGGAAGUGGAUAUGUGGUCAUAUGGUUGUUUGAUCCUGGAGUUGCUCACUCUUCAAAUUCCAUAUGCUGAAAUGUCAGAUUCUGAUGCUCACCAUGCUAUUCAGAUGGAAAGGCGACCCUCUCUCACGCCCGAGUUGGAGAAAUUUGCUCCUUUGGCUGAGCAACCCCUCCUUGAACCUGACAAAGUUGACGAAUCUGAAUUGCUAAAACUGCUGGUCAAGGUGUUCUAUAUGUGCACUGAAGGAAAACCAUCUGAUCGACCCUCAGCCAAACAAGUCUAUGAUAUGCUUUCUGCUGCCACUUCUCCAACCCCGGAAUAGACUAGCAAAUCCCUAACUUAAGGUUUCACCAGUAACCUUACCCAUCAGGUUUUCCUGUUAACACCCAAAAGUUUUGUAGCAUCAGGAAGUAUAUUUAGUUAUUUAAAAGAAAGAGGUGUAUUCAGUUAUUUAAAAGAGAAAGGAGGCAGGUGAUUUGUAUUCAUGAUCUUUGUAGAGUAUACCCUUUGUUGUGUCACAUUAGUUAAUCAUAUUAAUUGAGGUUUUGGUAGCUUAUUUAAUACAAUCAUCUGUAUUCAUGAUCUUUGUAGAGUAUGCCCUUUGUUGUGUAACAUUACUUAAUCAUAUUAAUUGAGGUUUUGGCAGCUUAUUUAAUACAA